This is a messenger RNA of Ostreococcus lucimarinus CCE9901, 180 nucleotides long. RefSeq lists its product with no specific name. NCBI's taxonomy places the organism in Eukaryota, Viridiplantae, Chlorophyta, Mamiellophyceae, Mamiellales, Bathycoccaceae. The annotation marks the transcript as partial. The transcript is spliced from 2 exons. The record is from RefSeq and is a predicted model, not a curated record.
UACGACGCGCUCGGCGUCGCGCGGGACGCGACGAAGACGGAGGUGCGACGGGCGUAUCGAAAUUUGAUCACGCGCGCGCAUCCCGAUAAGGGCGGAGACGCGGUGACGUUCGCGAGGAUCCAACGCGCGUACGACGUGCUGAGCGACGACGCGAAGCGCGCGUCGUACGACGAGACUGGG